Medicago truncatula (barrel medic) is the source of this 1803-nucleotide messenger RNA. RefSeq names its product protein EFFECTOR OF TRANSCRIPTION 2. Gene Ontology annotation, biological process: regulation of DNA-templated transcription. Bases 62 to 406 code for a protein of 114 amino acids. The record is from RefSeq and is a predicted model, not a curated record. Gene Ontology annotation, molecular function: DNA binding. The transcript is spliced from 2 exons. Lineage: Eukaryota; Viridiplantae; Streptophyta; Magnoliopsida; Fabales; Fabaceae.
UUAGUAAAUAUAAAUAGUAUGAACAUUAGAAGCUUUUAAUGGAACAUUUAAUUUAAAGACGAUGCAAAUGUUGAAGAGAGAGCAAUGUGACCACACUAAACAUGAUUCUAGCUUCUCUCAUUGGAAGGUUCUUAUUGAUCCUUCUGAUUGGGGAAACCAUGGAUAUACAAGAUACAAGAAAGAAAACCUGCCACAAAAUUUCAGUGUGGGAGUGUAUGAGCUUGGUGUAGGUUCGUCGACUAGUGAUUUAGGGUGUGAAAUUUACAAGCUUGCGACCGACCCUCAUGGCGUAGUAGUGGUUUAUAUUGGAAAAUCUGUUGAUGUGAGAAAAAUACUCCAAAGUUAUAGCAAAGAUGGAGGUCAUUUGGGUGAUGGUUGUGCAUCAGGCUCAUUGUUGAGAAACUGAAUUGUAACAGAAAAGAAAGAGAAAAUAACAGAAAGAGAAAAAUGGAAAAGAAACUAUGGGUUUCAUUGAAUGAAUAGAGAUUACAAGAGAACCUUUAUUUAUAGUGUAUCAUAAGAUAGUGCACACUAAGCUAAUAUGAAUCUUACAUAUAUGAUUGUAACUCUAGUUGUAACUAACUUUGCAGGUUGUUAGAACAAUAAAACUAGCUAAGAGUUUAGUUAACUUGUUGCACAAGUUACUAGUGUGUAGUAUGUUCCUUCUCUUUAUCUUUGAUCAUUUGUGUUUCCAUAUGAUCUGUGUUAUUCUUCAAUAUCCUCCCACAAGCUGGAGCAUGAUAAAUAUUUAUCAUUCCAAGCUUGGAUACAAAAGAAUUGAACUUUGGAGGUGACAGAGGUUUUGUAAGGAAAUCUGCAAGCUGUUCUUCAGUAGAUAUAGGAAGCAACCUUAGUAUUCCUUUUUGUACCUUUUCUCUGACAAGAUGGCAAUCUAUUUCCAAAUGUUUAGUUCUCUCAUGAAAUACUGGAUUGGAAGCUAUGUGAAUUGCACUCUGACUAUCACAGUAUAACACAGGUUGUCUGAUGCAAGUAACUUGUAAAUCUUUCAAGAGAUAUAGCAGCCACUGAAGUUCACAUGUGCCAGUAGAAAGUGCUCUAUACUCUGCUUCUGAGGAUGACCUAGAAAUAGUUGCUUGUUUCUUUGCACGCCAUGAGAUCAAUGAUGAACCUAAGAAGAAACAAAAACCUGUUGUUGAUCUUCUAGAAUCAAUACAACCAGCCCAAUCAGCAUCUACAUAACCAAGGAUUUGUAAAUCAGAAUGUCUAGGAAAGAAUAAACCAAGUCCAGGGUUAUGUUUCAAGUAUCUGAUGACCCUACAAGCAACUUUGUAAUGCGAUACAGUAGGAGCAUUUAAAAACUGACUGAGUUGUUGAGUUGCUAGUGUGAUAUCUGGUCUUGUAGUAUUGAGAUAGAGAAGUCUUCCAAUGAGUCUCCUGUAACAAGACACAUCAGCAAAAGGUUUGCUAUUGUCUUGGUGCAAUUUGAUGGAAGUAUCCAGAGGAGUAGAAGCAGGUUUAGAAGCUAAAAGUCCAGAAGAAUCCAAUAGGUCAAGACAGUACUUUCUUUGAGAAAUAGAGAUCCCCUCUUUGGAAUGAGCAACCUCUAAUCCUAAAAAAUACUUUAGAAUUCCCAAAUCUUUGAUCUUGAAAUGAGCAUCAAGUAUAGCUUUGAUUCUAGUGAAUUCAGUGAUAGAUGAACCAGCAAGAAUAAUGUCAUCUACAUAUACUAAUAAGGCAGUAAAAUUAGAACCUUGUUGAAUGGUGAAAAGUGAAUAGUCUGAUGGUGACUGUGUAUACCCUUCUGCUAUCAAUAAAGAUGUCAACUUCUCAUACCAUUUCCUA